CACCACUCCUGACCUUUCCCCCCUACCGCGCCUCGCCUCACCUCGCCUCGGCCAGUCAACCCAACGAACCCCGCCCGCGGCGCCAUGGGCGACGCCACCGCCCCGGCGAGCACCAAGACGGCGGAGCUGGACGCGCCGCUCAGCGCCCUGGGCUUCGAGAUCGAGGAGGUCUCCCCGUCGCGGCUCACCGGCCGCCUCGUCGUCACGGACACCUGCUGCCAGCCGUUCAAGGUGCUGCACGGCGGCGUGUCGGCGCUGAUAGCGGAGGGCCUGGCGAGCAUGGGUGCGCACAUGGCGUCAGGAUACCGCCGCGUCGCCGGCAUGCAGCUCAGCAUCAACCACUUCCGGAGCGCCGCCGCCGGCGACACCGUCCUCGCGCGGGCCGUCCCCGUCCACAUCGGCCGCUCCACCCAGGUUAUAUUAAUUCGUUUCCCCUGCUAUUUUGCCUCUUCUUUUUCUGAAUUGUCAACCUCUUCUCUAGCAGUAGUCGAUCACGCAGAGCUUAAACAAACCAUAGAUCAUGAUUUCGCGUGGAUUCCCUUUGAUUCCACUGUGUUUUUACUGCAACCAACUGAUUAUUAUGCUGUUUUUUUUACUGAAGCAUGCUGUAUGCUACAGAUAAUAGUAUUAUGUUUCAUUGAUACUCUGAAACAACUGUCAGAAUUCCACUUCAUGCUGUAUGCCGCAUUUUUUUUACUGAGUUUGGCAGAUUAAUUAGCAUAAACAAGCCGCAACUUGUUCUGUGCUUAAGAGGAGAAUAAUGCAGUAACAUAUUCUGAUCUCAACACGAAACAUUGAAGGAAUAAUGCAUCUGGUCUAACUAAUAAGCUCACUAACGUGGAAGGAACCGGUAAAGCUAUCUUCUAUAGAUGCAUAUCGCUGUCAAAUCUGAAUGAUGAAAGGAUGCUAGAAAUUAAUCAGAUUAAUAGUGGCUGCUGAAAUGG
Messenger RNA from Triticum dicoccoides, 944 nucleotides. RefSeq names its product 1,4-dihydroxy-2-naphthoyl-CoA thioesterase 1-like. Lineage: Eukaryota; Viridiplantae; Streptophyta; Magnoliopsida; Poales; Poaceae. Gene Ontology annotation, cellular component: peroxisome. The transcript has 2 exons. Bases 85 to 714 code for a protein of 209 amino acids. The record is from RefSeq and is a predicted model, not a curated record. Gene Ontology annotation, biological process: phylloquinone biosynthetic process. Gene Ontology annotation, molecular function: 1,4-dihydroxy-2-naphthoyl-CoA thioesterase activity.